This is a messenger RNA of Capra hircus (goat), 1902 nucleotides long. RefSeq names its product phosphatidylinositol-4-phosphate 5-kinase like 1 (gene PIP5KL1). The transcript has 8 exons. Gene Ontology annotation, molecular function: phosphatidylinositol kinase activity. Gene Ontology annotation, biological process: phosphatidylinositol metabolic process. NCBI's taxonomy places the organism in Eukaryota, Metazoa, Chordata, Mammalia, Artiodactyla, Bovidae. Bases 376 to 951 code for a protein of 191 amino acids. The record is from RefSeq and is a predicted model, not a curated record.
CCCACAGAGGAGGAUUUUUCCGAAGUCCUGACCCAGGUUCAUGAGGGCUUCGAGCUGGGCACCUUGGCUGGCCCCGCCUUCGCCCGACUGCGGCGUUCCCUGGGGCUGGCCGAGGAGGACUACCAGGCCGCGCUGGGUCCCGGCCGCCCCUACCUGCAGUUCCUCAGCACCUCCAAGAGCAAGGCCAGCUUCUUUCUGUCCCACGACCAACGCUUCUUCCUGAAGACCCUGCGGAGCCGGGAGGUGCAGGCGCUGCUCGCCCAUCUGCCCCGCUACGUGCAUCACCUGCAGCGACACCCACACUCACUGCUCGCACGGUUGCUGGGAGUGCACAGUCUGCGGGUGGCUCGGGGAAAGAAGAAAUACUUCAUCGUCAUGCAGAGCGUCUUCUACCCCGCCGGCCGCAUCUCUGAGAGGUAUGACAUCAAGGGCUGCGAGGUGAGCCGUUGGGUGGAGCCGGCCCCUGAGGGCAGCCUCCUUGUUCUGGUGCUGAAAGACCUCAACUUUCAGGGCAAGACCAUCAAUUUGGGGCCCCAGCGGAGCUGGUUCCUCCGCCAAAUGGAAUUGGACACUGCCUUCCUCCGGGAGCUCAACGUACUGGAUUACAGCCUCCUGAUGGCCUUCCAGCGUCUUCAUGAGGAUGAGAGGGGCUCAGGCAGUAGCCUUAUCUUCCGCACAGCCAGGUCUAUACGAGGGGCGCAGAGCGCUGAGGAGUCGGGAGCCCAGAACCGCCGGCUGCUGCCCGACGCCCCCAACGCCCUACACAUCGUGGACGGGCCGGAGCAUCGCUAUUUCCUAGGCCUGGUGGACCUCACCACGGUCUAUGGGCUCCGCAAGCGGCUGGAGCAACUGUGGAAGACGCUGCGCUACCCAGGCCGGACCUUCUCAACCGUCAGCCCGGCUUGCUACGCCCGUCGCCUCUGCCAGUGGGUGGAGGCGCACACCGAGUGACCGGCGCCCAGCCGCUCUCUCCCAGUCUGGACAAAUGGGACCACGUUGGGAACGCGGGUUCCAGCCUGGCCCCGGGCAGCUUGUCGGGCUACCCUUGCCUGCCAUUCCUGCGGUUGGCCUCCAGAGGGCGGCAUCCCCUAACUAAUGUUAUGAACUCAUUUGCUGGGGAAUGCUGUGCCAGAUUGUGCCAGGGACUCCCCUAACGUGAGUUUAUUUAAUCCUCAAAAAAAGAAAAAAAGGCUUAUUCUUUUUUACAGACCAUGAAAUGAAGGCUCAGGGGGUGAUGGGACUGAGCAAAAUCAUUCAGCAAUAAAUGUGAGAACCAGGACUCAACUAUGCCCUUUGAGCUCAGGAGCUGUAUUCUUGUUGAUCAGCUCCCACAGUCCUGUCCUCACUGGGGAAGGGGGUAGCUGAAACCUCCAAGUCCAGCCUCUUCGUCAUCCAGAUGGGGAAACUGAGGCCCAAAGACUUUAAGGGACUCAUGCACGGGUAAGUGGCAAGGCCAGCCCAAGAACCCAGGCCUCCCAACACCCGCCCCGCCCCCAACCCAGGCUCAAGCAGGACCCACUGGCCUCCCUCUGGGGUGGCCCCUCUAUAUCCUGCACAGGUGGGAGGAAGUGGGCCAUUGGUGGGGGCUUCAGCUCUAGGAAAUAUUAGACUGGGGGCCACUACUGAUCUUGAGUAAGUUCUGCCCUCCUCUGGGAGUCACUUUAAUCACCUGUGAAAUGGGAGCAGGGCUUGGAGGUCAGUCUGAGGGACCUGGACACACAGACAUGACCAGAGCAGAGAAGGAAAUUGCCUGCAUAGCCCCUGAUCAUUCCUUCUCCCUCCUCCAGGAAACUUCAGCCCUACCUCUGCCCCCAGUCCAAUUCGACCAUGCCCAAAGGAUCCCUUCCUCUAAAGCUUCUCUGUGGCCUGGCUGUGUGACCAGGAAAAGGUGCUAAACCUCUC